Messenger RNA from Eleginops maclovinus (Patagonian blennie), 6797 nucleotides. It is a transcript of the gene mgat5, whose product is annotated as alpha-1,6-mannosylglycoprotein 6-beta-N-acetylglucosaminyltransferase. The record is from RefSeq and is a predicted model, not a curated record. Gene Ontology annotation, molecular function: alpha-1,6-mannosylglycoprotein 6-beta-N-acetylglucosaminyltransferase activity. NCBI's taxonomy places the organism in Eukaryota, Metazoa, Chordata, Actinopteri, Perciformes, Eleginopidae. Gene Ontology annotation, biological process: protein N-linked glycosylation. Bases 1733 to 3625 code for a protein of 630 amino acids. Gene Ontology annotation, cellular component: Golgi apparatus. The transcript is spliced from 15 exons.
GAGCAAGAAUAACAUAAACCAGAUGUCCAAAAAUCCAAUUGUAGAGUUGUCAAAUUUCACAUUACCUCACGGACUUGGACACACACACGGGGGAAAACAGCCGUGUGUGUGUGUGUGUGUGUGUGGGAUGACUUUUUGUUCUGGGAUGAUGCUAUAUUUAACGGUUAUCAGAUGGCUGAUACUGAGUGCUCGUAGCUAGUGGUGACGUCAGCGUUUGAGAGGUGAGCUCAUCUGUUUUCAACCCCUUUUUUAGUCACUUCUUCUUAAUGUGGCUCUUACUCCAUCUGGGUGGGGGUGUUAUAUAACACACGUUAGAAUACUAUGUGAACAAGGCUCGUGAUUUCAACUCUCUAUGCACUUCUGUGAUUAUUGCUGUGUUUGCACAACAGAGGUGUGGCUCAGUGCUCGACUUAUCGGUUCCCUUCAGCAUACCGGUCCUACCUCUAUUUGUUGGAACUGUCCGUCUGAAAAGUAUGCAAAACAUGCCGUUUGCAGUUUCAGUAGGACUUUGGAUUUGGUUGCCUUAACCUCGGUUACAUAACAGGAACCUCCAGUACCAGGUUAAUGCUGACAUUAUGAAACAAUACAAUGACUGAUGUGUUCACGUGGUGGAUGUGGUUGAAGGUUAGUUAUGACGUUAGCAUGAUGUGUGCAAAUGUAAAUGUGUAAAUUGAAGCUUUCUGAGGCAAAACUUAAGGGGAUUCUUCCACAACAAUAUAAAAUAGGGGUGUUAAGUGUUAAAUUUUGAGCAGUAAACCUAGCUUUAAGCAGCUUAUAAUCGAAACACAUGUUGAGUUGACGCUAAUAUUUGAAUAGAUAUACAAUCACUCAUUUGGUUUUGAAUUUAGGUAUCUGGACUGAUUGAAUUUCACUAGUUCUGGCUGAGGUUUGUUUGGCCUACAUUAAGCUAAAUUAAACCCAUGAAACCCUGAAAUAUCCUUUAACAAUUACUGUAAUAUCAAAUCUCUGUGAACUUUCCUGAUCAGUAAGAGCUCUACUAAUGAUUCAUGUAGCUCUGCUCUUCAUAUCUGUUUGAGAUUUAUACACACUCUGUCUUAAGGGGAUCUAAAGUGGAGAGCCAGGUAUAAGGACGGCUCGAUUCCUAACCAUCCUCGUUGUGUUGGAGGUGAACUACGAGGACGGCACCACCUCUGAGUUAUUUUUAAGGCGCUCUCCUUGGCAGCGGCGUCUCGUCGAUUAAAGCGAGGAGACGAUUUGCCUGGUGGUCUUGGCACUGUGUGGCUGAACGACAGACUGAGUGACAGGCGGUUGUUUUGGAGGGACUGACUGGGCGUCUGAGGGAAUGAAAUAAAAAGUCACACGCUCUGUACUCUCGAAUGCUGCGUAAGACAACCACUUUGCCCAACGACAAAUGUUUUUUACGGUAGUUCUGACCCAGGUUUCAUCAUGCAUCCUCAGAUCCCAGUCCUUUUUAUCAGGAAAAUACCUGGUCCAAUCAAAUGCAUUGAAAUAGCAUCCAACCUGAUUCCACAUGAGGAACUUAUCUCAGGAGCUUAAAUUACAGAUGUUUUAUUGAAUAAACCCACUGAAACUGAUGUAACGUGCUCCAGAACAAAGCUGUAAUCCUCCUGUUUGCCGCUCGCCUCCUGCAGCUCUCUGAAACAAUAAGAAGCUUUUGUUGUGUUCAUCUUGUGACUCCAGCAGGAACCAGGCCUCCCACAUAUUCCAUCUCUGAACCACAGCGGAUUAAAGCCUUCUCCAGGAGGGCUGGAUGGGUCUGCGUGCACAGUGUUACGAGCUGACAGUUGAAGCUGAAUAUAUCAGAUCGGUCUCUGCUGUUCAUGACCUUCUCAAUGGAGCCCAGGAGAAGUGUGAGCUGCCGCCUAUGGAGGGUUUCCCACACUGCGAGGGCAAGGUCAAGUGGAUGAGGGAGAUGUGGCGCUCUGACUCCUGCUAUGGAAACUAUGGCGUGGACGGAUCCACCUGCUCCUUCUUCAUCUACCUCAGCGAGGUGGAGAACUGGUGUCCUCGCCUUCCCUGGAGGACAAAGACCCUGAAUGAAGAGAUAGACAGGAGGGGACAGGCGGAGGUGCGGACCAGCUUCGAGGAGCUGUACCGCGUCAUGUCGCAGCGCGAGGAGUUCCGCUGGAUGAUGCUAAGGAUCAAACGCAUGGCCGAGCCGUGGCUCAGCGCCAUCCGCUCGCUCGCCGCCAAGCAGAACCUGGUCCGGCGUCGCAGGAAGAAGGUCCUGGUGCACUUGGGCCUGCUGACCAAGGAGUCGGGCUUCAAGAUAGCCGAGAACGCGUUCAGCGGCGGCCCACUCGGGGAGCUGGUGCAGUGGAGCGAUCUGAUCACCACGCUGUACCUGCUGGGGCACGACGUCCGCAUCUCCGCCUCUCUGGCCGAGCUCAAAGAGAUUAUGCGCAAGGUCAUGGGGAACAAGUCCAGCUGCCCGACCCAGGGGGAUAAGGUGGUGGAGCUGAUCUACAUCGACAUCGUGGGACUCACGCAGUUCAAGAAGACGCUGGGGCCGUCCUGGGUGCAUUACCAGUGCAUGCUGCGGGUGCUGGACUCGUUCGGGACAGAGCCGGAGUUCAACCACGCCCACUACGCCCAGUCCAAGGGGCACAAGACGCCGUGGGGGAAGUGGAACCUGAACCCGCAGCAGUUCAACACCAUGUUUCCUCACACGCCUGACAACAGCUUCCUGGGCUUCGUGGUGGAGCAGCACCUGAACGCCAGCGACAUCCGGCACAUUGACGACGUCAAGAGACAGAACCAGUCUCUGGUCUACGGCAAGGUGGACAACUUCUGGAAGGACAAAAAGAAGUACCUGGACAACAUCCACAGCUACAUGGAGGUCCACGGCACCGUGCACGGCACCAGCACCGUGCACCUCCCCAGCUACGUGAAGAACCACGGCAUCCUGAGCGGCCGAGACCUGCAGUUCCUCCUCCGGGAAACCAAGUUGUUUGUGGGUCUCUCCUUCCCCUACGAGGGUCCCGCCCCCCUGGAGGCCAUCGCCAACGGCUGCGCCUUCCUCAACCCCAAGUUCACCCCUCCGAAGAGCAGCAAGAACACAGACUUCUUCAAAGGGAAACCCACGCUGAGAGAGCUGACCUCCCAACAUCCGUACGCUGAGGUGUACGUCGGUCAGCCCCACGUCUGGACGGUGGAUAUCGAAAACCCUGUCGAGGUGGAGAAUGCCAUCCGCUCCAUCCUCAGCCAGAAGAUCGAACCCUACCUGCCCUACGAGUUCACCUGUGAGGGGAUGCUGCAGAGAGUCAACGCCUUCAUCGAGAACCAGGACUUCUGCCACGGCCAGGUGAUGUGGCCCCCCCUCAGUGCGCUGCAGGUGAAGCUGGCGGAGCCAGGUCGAUCCUGUAAGCAGGUCUGUCAGGAGGAGCAGCUCAUCUGCGAACCCUCCUUCUUCCAGCACCUCAACAAGGACAAGGACCUCGCCAGGUUCGGGGUGGACUGUCAGACGGUGGAGUCGAGUGCAGACACGCUGGUCCCGGCGUACAGCGAGACGCGCCGUCACUGCAUCUUCCAGUCCGACCUGCUGCUGUUCAGUUGCGCCGGCGCCCACCAGUCGCUGCACCGCAUCUGCCCCUGCCGCGACUACAUGAAGGGCCAGGUGGCGCUGUGCAAAACCUGCCUAUAGCACCAACACACACUCUGACGGAGGGGACGGGGCAGCUUGUGAGUGUGUGUGUGUUUGAAGCAUCCAUCAAACAACACACACAGCAGACUUUUAUUUUGUGGGGAAGCUGUCUGAACAUUCAUCAUAUUUAUUGUUUCCCGAAGCAGCUGAUCCCCGAGUCCUGGAGGCGGUGUGAAAAUACUUGAAUCAAGAAAGGGAGUCGUGUUGGACUUUCUCCUCUGCAGACGGCGCAUAUCAGAGACUGCUGCCGGUCUGUCUGCAGCCAGGAGGCUCCACCUCCCCUCCAACCCCUCCAUAAACCCCUUAAACCCUUUACUCUUUAGGUAGGUUUGCACUGGACAGCAUGCCUGAAGGCCCAACCCCUCCACACACACAUUUACACACACACGGGGAGGCUAAGAGACGGCUGCUAAAGAAGAACCAGUUUUACACUGUAACCUCUCUUCUGGAUAAAAACGUGAUUUAUUGUAGAUAUCUAGAUUUUUAUUCUGGAGGUUUUAUUUCCUGACGCAUACCCCUGACCCAAGAGAAGUCCUCUAGCCCUUUGUAGACAGGAAGGUGUGUCGGCUGGGGCUGGGCGACGGUAUUGUGGGGUUGACCGUUGAUGCUUUCAGAGACCUUCAUCAGUAAUGUGGAUGUAAAGGAUAGGUUAACAGCUUCAACAGCGGGGUAAACUCCCCACUGCGCAUCAUUUUGCUGUAACGCAGCCUUUAAAACCAGGACUAGACAACACCAUACCCUACAUAUAAGACGAUAUGUAGUGUUUUGUCUCGACGUAUCGCCCAGCCCGAGGGUCAGACACGCGCGCUCGAUGUUCAUACUCUCUCAUUUAAUUUGCACACUUGUUUUAAAGGUUAGAGUUUAUUGAAAAGUGUGUGUGUGCUUCUAAAAGGCCAGUAAUAUUCCAGCACAUCAUGCGGUACUACACACACACCGAGAGGAUGAGGGAGGGUCUUUCUCCAGAGCUGAGGCUGUUUAUGGUGUCGUAGACGAGGAGUCAACAAGAUGUUUAGCAAACACUCCACACCCUGCAGAGGAACGGGAAACCCCCCUCUGUCGGGGUCCAAACGAACGACAGAGGAGCCACGCUCAUCUCCAUCCUCCUGUGAAAUCCUCUCAAGGCGACGAAAAAACACGCCCACGCAAAACCUCGCAUCUCCUCGUUGCCGUUCCUUAGGAUCCCAAUUCGCCUCCUGCAGAUUUGCGAAGAAAAAGAUUAAGAUAAAAGUCAAAUUUGGUAGUUGUUGUGGUGAAUGGAAACGUAUGCACUACGGUAGUCUGUUCGCAGAGGUUUAGCGAGACGUUAGUACACUGUAUAUUGUUCAUAUGGGUUUUAAAGUUUUCCUUUUUAUUUAUUUUGUAUACAGAUCUUUAUCGCUGUGUUUUGCUGGAAAUCUCUGUUUUGUUUUUUUUUAUUUAUAAGAGGUGGGUGAUUUUUAUUUAUGGAGAGUAAUUUAAAAUAAAAGCUUGCUUAUCUUCAAGUGUAUGUUCAAGAGGAGGAAGUGGGGGGCUUUGUCUGCUGCUGCUCAGCUUCAAACAGUGAUGUGCAAAACGUUCCAACAUAAGGGAUAUUGUUUUGGUCAUUUUCUAUAAAAAUACUAAAUUUCAUGAUUGAUUUUGUGGAUUUUUAUAGAAGAUGUUAAAUAUUAUUAACCCUGGUUUGAUAUUUUAUCCCUUAAGGAUCUAAAAACAUGCAUGAGGAUUGGUUUUACAUCCAUAGUCUGAAACAGGGAUGCACAAUUGGGAGAAAAGGAAACAAAUUACCAUUCUUUUGGGGGUAAUGUGAUAUGAUUCUCAUCCUAGAGGGGCCAGGAAAAAUAUAUUUAAAUGGUGUGAUUUUUUUUAACAGGAUCUGACCCACACAAGGAUUUUUUAUUAAGUCUGUAGAGCACCAGGACUUCUCUGCUUCACCACAACACGUCACUCAGAUAUUUCCCCAUUUUUUGACUUCGAUAGUGUUUUUAAUAGUUGUGCAGAACAUAAACCCCUCUCCUCACUGCGCAUUGAGCUGGACAGCAGUGGGUUUCCUCCUGUGACGUUGACAGCAGCCUCACACACUUUGUGCUUUGAUUUCCAAUCUCAGUUUUUCUGUUUGCACACGGAGUGAAUUCAUUCUGUGCUCAGACUGAAUUCACUCCUUUUUACUUUUAUAAACAGAUCAGAGAUCUGCCGCCAACUUUUCAAAGAACAUGACGUGCCUUUUUCAUGCUUCAGUUUCUGUUGGAUGAUCAGCAGGCCAAAUAUCCACUGAUUUUCUUUCUCCUGAAUCACUUUUAUUGUUCACUUUGAAUUUUGUAUCUAAUUUUAAUAUAAUACUGUUAAAAUCACCUAAUGAAAUCAGUCCAAACCUUGUGAUUAGAUAUUGUAGUUGCUGGAAAAGUAAACAGAUCCCAGAGACAUAAGGAAGAGUAACACCAGUGUUUAUUGAGCUUAGCAAACAUUACAGCCUAUCAGUGGAGUUACAUGUUUGACAGUAAUCAGAUCUGCUGCACAUCUGCUUUCCUUUUUCAUAAUUCAUGUAUAGUUUUCCUCCAUGCAUACACUAGUGAGUAAUCAGAUUACUGCUGCAAGUGUUUUGUCUUAAACUGAUUACUUUCUGCACGUGACUUCCUGCAGAUAACAACAGUGGAGUUUUCCUUUCAUUUACAGGAUGAAUCGUAAUAUAUUCUACACUUUAUUAUUGUCAACAGAUCUAAUUGAUGGACCUCGUCGGUCUGUGGGUUUGUUGACAGCAAGAGAAACAUAAGCAGACUAUAUCUUAUGUUCGAUCGAGUAAGGAUGGCUGAAUACAAUGAGUGGAAAUCAAUGGUUUUAGUUAUUUUUUACAAUAAAAAAAGGUGAAAGCCGGGUAAACGUGUGUUGUUGCUGCCUUGUUUACUUUCUGUCAGUCAAAGCAUGCUGUUCUUGAUCAGAUUAUCAAAGUGAACAAACUGGUUUCUUCACCAUAUCUGUCUUUGUGUACCUCGGCAUUGAAUGUCUCCAUUGUAAACAAACAAACAAACAAACAUGCUACGUAAAGUCACGCGGACAUUUAUCAAUCUUUGUUUAUGAAUCUGAAACUCCAGAGCGGGGAUGACGCAAUGACAAAUUCUUUUUUUUUGUUUCCACAGUCUUGACGAGUAAGAGGGAUAUAACUUUAUUUUUAAAUAAACCUUUUUUCUGUGACAAAAGG